Molecule: messenger RNA, 3682 nt
Organism: Ylistrum balloti
Lineage: Eukaryota; Metazoa; Mollusca; Bivalvia; Pectinida; Pectinidae
Exons: 9
Coding region: 66-1376 (436 amino acids)
Source: RefSeq, a predicted model, not a curated record
UGAUGAUAAAUCAUCUAAAUGUAUGUUUACUUGUAUUGGGCAGUGUCCAACGAUCGUAACCGAUCAUGAGCAGACCUUUGUCUGCACUCCUGUCUUUUGUGAUUUUGUCGGCUGCAGUGAGAAGUGAAAACUACUUCUGCAGUCAUAAGCUAGAGGAAAUUGAGAAUGAUUAUCUGGGAAACAUCACUACUCGAAUGCCGUGGGAAUCUCAUUAUUCAAACAACAUGAAAUGUGAAUGGAGGAUUAAUGCUGGAGUAUUUUUGAGAAUUAGAAUCACAUUUACCAAAAUUGACUUGGAACAACUCACUCCUGGAUCACCUUGUGAAGAUGGAGACUUUCUGAGUAUACAAGAAGGUUACUAUGAGUUUUCUCCCAUCACACUGAAGGUUUGCCCUGGACAAACUAAUCCCUAUGAAGUCAUAAGUAGAUAUGGUUAUCUUCGACUGGUGUUCAAGUCCAAUCAAAAUAACUUCCUGAAUCAUGAUGGUAUUGAGAUGAAAUUUGAGAUUUUCAAUCGGACAGAGUGCCCACCUGAUUGGAUAAAUGGUCCAGUUGAUAUCUAUCUACAUGCACCCACAGUGACCUGUUUCCGUUUCCAGACAGGCACAGCUGGUGGGAUGGACUUCCUCUCAGCUCAGAAUUUCUGUGCCUACAGCCAAAGUAACCUGGUUAGGAUGAGAACCAAAAAUAUGUUUGAUUUUGUGAUUGAUUUAGUAAAGAAAAAUGGAUUGGUGUUUUACAUGUGGGUAGGUCUUACAGAUAAGAAAAGAGAGGGAACUUUCGAGUGGCUGGAUGGCACCAAAUUCAAUUCCAUGGCCAGGAUGUCUUCUGUCAAUGACAAGAACAAGAACUGCGUUUUGAUGAGUGUUCACUCCCAGUCUUACAAAGUAGUGAGCUGUGACGAAACUCACUUCUACAUAUGUCAGCUAUACCUUGAGGACAAGUACAUCCAUUUGGUACAAACAGAGGACACAAAUUAUGUUGGAAAAGGUCCUGUCUUCGAGUUUAGAGAACUGAUCUGGAUAAUAAUUGGUGGUGCACUGGCUGUUGGUACAAUAGUAAUUUGUAUAUCCGUGCUAAUAUAUAGAUCUAAAACAGAAUAUAUAAAUGCCGACUACAGUUCACGCCAGAUGGAAGGUCACAGGUCAAACUUGACGCAGGGACAAUGUUCAAAUCGGACAGGACAGGACGUUGAGGUAUUGCAUGCCCGCCUUGUUCAGCCUUCAACAGAAUCACAGAUAGAAUCCUUAGGGAACCAUCAACCCCUAUCACAGCCAUCAGCGCCUCCUUUAAGUGAAUUGCAACCAGUUUUAGGACCCCAGUGUUCUGAUCAAGAUGCCCCUCCAUCCUACUGGGAAGCUGUAUAUGCUUCUUAAUUGAUUAUCAUCUCAUUUUUCAUAAGGGCUGUAAUAGCUAAGUUGGUAGAACAACCUGAGACAAAUGGGUCCAGUCAAUUGGACCCAAAUGGUCUCAUACAAAAGUCAGAUAUAAUAGAAUCAAUUGCAUGUAUUCUUUAAUGGCUGGAAAAGUAUCUUACGAUAUUCAUGAAAAAAAUAUUAUCAAAGGGUCUCAGAUUUUCCCCUCAAAGUUUGAAAUAAUUCAAAUUUGGUUAGAGUUGUAAGUAUAGGAUGACAAUUUGAUGGUAUGUACAUAUCAACCUAACUAACCUCCAGCAUCUGAUGUGCAGGUUCAAAAGGAAUCAAAUUUACUCAAAUUUAAAAAAUCUUGAUUCUUCUCUUCUGCUUUUCCAGGCUAUAACUUCAAAAAUGUUCAACUCAACUUCACAAAACUAUGAAAUAAGUGUGUUAGCUGUGUUUUUUAACUUAAGUCAAUAUUUGAUUCUUUAUACUUUUUCUGUUACCAUGGAAACAUAUUAAAAAAACUAAAAGCUAGUGUUAACUUUCCUUUCCGGGCUAUAACUUCCAAACCAUUCCACUCAACUGCACGAAACUCUGUUUAUAUAGUAGAUUAGUGCUCUAGUCAAAUUUUUUCCUGUUACCACAAAUAACUCUCAUCACAAAUUUCAGUUUUUCUGUACCAUUGCUGUUUUCUGUUACCAUGGAAACAGAUAUGCCAAAUUACAAAGCUCAGUUUUUUUCAGACCAGUUCUAUUAAACCAUUCAAGGUAAUUACCUGGUACUCAAAACUUUUCUCAGGCAUGAUACCUUGUGUAGAACAAUUAAAAAUAACAAAUAGAAAUUAAAGUUGUUGUAAUAUUAAUGUAUAUAUUUGAUUGUGUGUCUUUCUUUUAAACAGUGGGGCUCGGAGGAUAAUGUCACAUUUUGUGUAAUCUUGUUUAUAAAGGAAAACAACAUUCUUUAUACAGGAUGGCAGUUAAUGUGAUGUUGAGUUGAAUUUACAUUUUCAUUAUAUGGACAAUGUUGUUCUUGUUGUCUGACUUUGUUAACAAGAUGAUUUCUAUGACGUUACUAGAACAACAACGGUAUAUAUAGAAUUUGUGUGACUGUUAAGGCCCUUUAGGCCUCUUUUUGUUUUAUUAUUGAUUUUGGAUAAAGUGAAUUGAAUGCUGCCUUUAUGACUUGGGGAGGGCUGAAGUUCACCUCACUUCCAUUUCACAAUAGCCACAGGUACUGUUAUGCUCAGGUGAUUGUAAAAUUUAUAUAUUACUACACUUCAUCAGUAUUGCAAACCCAUGAUUUUCUCAUUUCAGCCUGUAUAGUUGGUAAUAUUAGCAGGGGAUUGGUACUUGUGAUAUGCCCAGCCAUCAAAGAUAGAACAAAAUUAAAUGAUUAGCAAACAUUUGACAUAUAUCAGAGUAUAAAGAAAUGUAUGUUGCUUGCCUAAGAAUAGCCAUGUAAUUGACAUGCCCAAAAUUUAGUACCCAUGUAUGCACCUUUGCUGUUAUCACCGCAAAUUGCUAGCCCUUCUUAAUCAAACAACUACAUAUACGUUAUUAAAGGGUUAAACACUGAAUUAGGGUUAAGUGUCAUGGUUGUGUCCUUGAGCAAGACAGUUAACUUUAAUUGCUCUGGAUAUCAUAUGAUGGGCCCUCCAUAUGUUAUUCAGUAAGGUAGUCACCAGCUAUAAGGAGACACCAAUUCCAAAUAAUCCUGUAUGUUCCAGGGUGAUAAACCUAACAAACAACAAAUGUAAUCCCACACUUUUGUUAGGGUUUUUUGUUAUAAUGAUAUACUGUGUAUAUUAAGUAUUAUUUACCAACACAUAUUGUGCAGAUAUUAACUGUUUUUACCUACCAGUAUUUCAAUAUAAUACUCAUAUUUUCUCACCAGCUGGAUGUAUUGGAUAGUGAUUAUAACCUUUCAUUAGGAAUGAAGACCAUGGCUUUCUGAAUUUCUAUCUUAUAGGUCAAUUUAUUGCAUAGAGAAUGACAGAGUCUAUAAUUGUUUUUUACACUUUGAAGUUUCUUUUUAUAGGAAUAAUUUAUUCUUAUUUUUGUGUAUGUGUGUGGUGUUGUGGUUUUAAUUCAAUCUUACAAGUUUAAUUGAACAUUUUUCUUACAUUUGUGUGAAAUCUUGUUCCAAGAAAUUGAAUACCUGAAACACUGUAUAAGAUCUUCUUGUGAUUCUUAUCAAUGCUUUGUUCAGUACCCUGUAAUAUUUUUUGUUGUUACUGUAUGUUAAAGUAUACAUUCAUGUUUUACACCUAUAUUUUUGAAGUGUAUUGUCUUUGUUGUUACUGUAUGUUUAAGUAUACAUUCAUG